AUGAAAUUCUUAACAGCUGCAUCAAUUUUAUCAUUAUCUUCAUCAGCUUUAGCUGCAGUCAGACCAAUUCAAUUUUUUGCCACUUCUGAAAAUGAAGAAGUAAAUGAAGUUGGAUUAUAUUCAACUCAUGAAGGUGCAGGUAUCAAUUAUUUCUUUGUAGGAAGUGCUCAAACUUUACAAUAUGAUGAUGAAUCUAAAAUUGUCUACGUUGAAUUAAAUACUCAACCACCAACUGCUCAAGCAUUAGCUUUUCAAGGUGACUUUUUAGCCUUAACUGUUGCUGAAGUACCAUUACAAGUUGAAAUUGCUGAGGAUGGUACUGUUACUUUCCCAGGAUCAGAUGCUCUUGCCGCUGCAAAAGAUGUUAAUGAUCCAUAUGGUUAUUCAAAAGACGUCUAUGCUGUUAUCAAAGCUAGAGAAGACGCUAUUCCAUUAACUAUUAAAGCAGUUCUUGCUGAAGAACCAAUUGAACCUGAAGUAACUGAAUCAGUUGGAGUAACUGAAUCAGUUGGAGAACCUGUAUCAACUGAAGCCCCACCUUUAAAAACCGUUACUGUAUAUACAACUUGGUGUCCAGAACCAACAACAAUCACAUUAACCGUAUGUGAAACAGUAUGUUCUAAAACUGAAAUAACUGUAACCGAACCAGGUUAUGUCACUGUUAGUAACGUUGUUGAACCAACUGAAGAACCAGUUGAACCAGAAGAACCAGAAGUACCAGUAGCUACUGAGACCAUUGUCCCUCCAUUUGAAGGUGGUGCUGUUAAAUACCAAAUUGGUUCCUUGGCUGUUGCUUUUGCUGCUAUUGGUUAA
This is a messenger RNA of Lodderomyces jiufengensis, 813 nucleotides long. RefSeq names its product Pga30p (gene PGA30). Bases 1 to 813 code for a protein of 270 amino acids. The transcript has a single exon. NCBI's taxonomy places the organism in Eukaryota, Fungi, Ascomycota, Pichiomycetes, Serinales, Debaryomycetaceae. The record is from RefSeq and is a predicted model, not a curated record.